Mauremys mutica (yellowpond turtle) is the source of this 1908-nucleotide messenger RNA. RefSeq names its product transmembrane protein 130 (gene TMEM130). Lineage: Eukaryota; Metazoa; Chordata; Testudines; Geoemydidae. The record is from RefSeq and is a predicted model, not a curated record. The transcript has 8 exons. Bases 243 to 1559 code for a protein of 438 amino acids.
UUCUACAUUGGUUAGGUAGUGAGGAUUUGCUGGGCAAACAAUGUACAGAGAAAAUAAAAAACAAAACAAAAAAAUCCAGACAGCACAGUACCCCACAUUGCCUCUAGGGGACAGCAGCCGUGGUUGCUUGCUCCCCGUCUCCUCCCCAGCAUAAAGACAAAUUCGAGCCCACUUGGAAGAUGAAGUCUGGCUAUCGGAGCUGAACAGACAGCAGCUGCUUUCUCUUGGCACACUGACCACAAAUGGCCCUGGCAUUUUUCACCCCGAGCAUCCUCCAAGUGACUUGCAUGGUGCUGUUUCUUUUCCAUUUCAAGUCAGCAGCAGUGCAGUAUGUUCUGCAAAUCCACAACAAUGGUCCCAUCACAACGGGAGCUCAAGCCACAAUUCAUGCCAGCUUGAGUAUGAAGAAUGAUGAUGUUGCAUUCAUUAGUGACCUAAAGUCCUAUCAUUUUAACUGGAUUUUCACCCCUCUGACUUUGAUUGAGAAAUCAGAGCAGCGAUUUAACUCUAUGAUUACAGUGACGGGUGAAUUUUCUGGAGACUUUCCCAUUUCUGUCUGGGCAACUGAGACACAUUGUUGGUUAUGUCAGCCCAUCGCCAAAAGCUUCACAAUGCUUCAUGUUACAGAGUUUAUAGUAGGGAAUCUUAACAUUGCACAAAUAGAAGACAACAGAACAUUUGUCGAACAAGGUUCCAGUUCUGCCACAGACACUCUGACCCUGAUUUCUUUCUUCCUUCAUGAUCCGAGUAAUUAUUUCAAGUCGGCAUCAUUCAUCUACAACUGGGAUUUUGGAGAUGGAACUCAGCUGGUAACUGAAGAACCCUUUGUCUACUAUAAUUAUUCUAUGGUGAGGAAUUGCAAGGUACAUCUCAAAGUUGUAGCUGAAUGGGAGCAAAUUGACAGUGCCACACAUGAAAGAAAGAUUGUGCAGAAAACGGGAGAUUUCACCACCGAAUUGGAGUUGCUGGAUGCUGUUAAAAGUAUAAGUGUCAUAGGCUCCAGAGAGACUCGUGUAAUGGAAAACUUAAGUUUAUCUCUACAUAUCAAUGGCAGCCCUCCACUCACCUUAUGCUGGCUCAUAAAGGCUGAAUGUAUUCCACUUGAAGGGGAAAAGUGCCAUCUAGUGGUGAUUAAUGGCUCCUCCUACAAUUUGAGCCAUACCUUUCGUAAUGCAGGACAAUACUGUCUCAGCGUGAGAGUGGAGAAUGAUGUGAACAUGUUGCAGACGUACCAUGAGAUUAAAGUGUGGCCAACAGGUAUUCACCCGGCUUUCUUUGCCCUGCCAUGUAUUGCUCUGAUUUCACUGAUGCUGGGAUUUGUUAUAUACACGACCUUCCGAAGCAGCUCACAGCAGAAGGAUCUUGUGGAGGUAGCUGACUUUGAUUUUUCUCCUCUGUCUGACAAAAAUCCCUCUCCUUCCGAUUCCGAGUCAAGCUGUGGUCGAAUAUGCUGCAGGUCCUGUUUCCUUCAGCCACCUCAAGAAUAUUGGGAGACUGUCAGGGAGAGCCACAGACUCCUCCAUCCUUUGUACAAGCCAGUCAAAACUUACACAGUGUGAAGAACACAGCUUCAUUUGGUUACGUUAACUGCUGACCUUCACUUUUCUCUUAUGAUGAGUUAAAAGCCAAGUGCUGCAUGGAUGGUUCAUUUUUGCUGGUACAUUGAGAGAUUAACUACUUAUUAGGCCCAAUGCUACAGAGUACUUCAUCGUGUAAUUUAAAAGGAAAGAGCCUGAACUACAAUAAAAGUGGCUUCGCAUAUUUUAAUUACACGAGUGUAUAUCUUACAGUAGAGAGCAUUGCCGAAUCAUUUAAAUGCAGUAUGUUAUUCUUAUGAGGGAUUAUUUUAUGUGCAGAUGUUUGCCAAAUCCACUCCCCUUUGUAAUUUAUCUGACCUUCCCCCAUCAC